Messenger RNA from Tinamus guttatus (white-throated tinamou), 1993 nucleotides. The record is from RefSeq and is a predicted model, not a curated record. NCBI's taxonomy places the organism in Eukaryota, Metazoa, Chordata, Aves, Tinamiformes, Tinamidae.
AUGGAUUUCAUGGAAAACCCAAUGUGCAAAGGAGGCUACCUCACGGGGCCGCCGUCCCGGUUUCCCACGGUGGCUCCCGGCUACCCGGCCUCCCGGUGCCGCAGCCGGCGGCCCUGCUCCACGGGCAGCAGCAUGCGGGGCUCGGGCACCGAUCCAGACUCCUUCCUGAAGUCCGCUCGCCUGCAGCGCCUGCCCUCGUCCUCCUCGGAGAUGGGCAGCCAGGACGUGUCCCCUCUCCGGGAGACGAGCAAGGACCCUUUCUCCGGGGACUGCAGCUGCCGGCAGGACGGGCUCACCGUCAUCAUCACCGCCUGCCUCACCUUUGCUACGGGCGUCACCGUGGCCUUGAUCAUGCAGAUCUAUUUUGGGGACCCCCAGAUCUUCCACAAGGGCGCAGUGGUGACGGACGCCGCGCGCUGCACGGCCCUGGGCAUCGAGGUGCUCAACAAGAAGGGCUCCUCGGUGGACGCAGCCAUGCCUCAUGCUGCUGUGGCCGGCCACAACCACGUCUCCUACUAUGUCAGUGCAGAGGUGGCCCCGCUCGGGGCCCGCUUGGGUGGGGUGAUGCUGGUCCAUGACAUCCGUAAGAACAAAAGUGAGGUGAUUGAUUUCCGCGAAGUGGCUCCCCUGGGCAUCCCCGAGGAGGAAGGUCUGCAGAAAGCCUUGGACACCAGGCCAGGUCUCCUUGUGGGGGUGCCCGGCAUGAUACAGGGAAUGCACCAGGCACACCAGUUAUACGGCAGACUCCCGUGGUCUGAGCUGCUGGGCCUUGUUGCUGGUGUUGCCCAGGAUGGGUUCAAUGUUACGCAUGACCUGGCCAAAGCUGUAAGUGAACUGAAGGACGUGAACUACUCCAACAAAUUUCGGGAGACCUUCCUGCCAGAUGGGCAGCCCUUGCUGCCAGGCAUGUUCGUGAGGCGGCCGGACCUUGCGGCUCUGCUGGAGAUGCUGGGAGCAGAGGGAGCAUCAGCUUUCUACAGUGGCAACUUGACACAGGAGAUCAUCUCUGAGGUCCACAGCUAUGGAGGAGUCCUGGUGGAGGAGGACUUCAGUAACUACAGCGUCGUGGUGGAGAAUCCCGUGCACACAGUGUAUCGAGGUCAUCUUGUCUUCAGUCCCCCACCUCCACACGCAGGCCCUGCACUAAUGACUGCACUGAAUAUCCUUGAGGGCUUUAACAUCACAAACCAAGCAUCCAGAGGAAAUAUGUUGCACUGGAUGGCAGAGACAUUAAAAAUAGCCUUGAGCCUAGCUAGCAACUUGGGCGACCCAAGCGAUGAUGUGUCUGUCACUCAUGCUGCUGAAGGCAUGCUGAGUAAAUCAGAAGCUAAUACCCUGCGGCAGCUGAUUAACGACUCGCAGUCCUUCUCCUCUGACCCCCGCAUGCCUCACUUCUCCAUGGAGAGCGGACCAGCUGCCAGCCAGGUCCUCGUCAUGGGACCUGAUGAUUUCAUUGUUGCAGCUGUAAGUUCUUUGAAUCGUCCGUUUGGCAGUGGAAUAAUAACACCCUCUGGAAUCCUCCUGAACAGUCAGAUGUUGGACUUCUCUUGGCAAAAUAAAACAACGAACCACUCCUUUCCCAGGCUGCAAAACCUCCUGCAGCCUUGGAAACGGCCCCUGUCUUUUCUGCUGCCCACCAUCGUGCGGCCGUCGGAGGGGCUGUGCGGGACCUACCUCUGCCUGGGAGGCAGCAACGGGGACAAAGCCUUGAGCAGCAUCGUUCAGGUUUUAGUAAACGUUUUAACAUUUAACAAGAAUCUGAGCGAAAGUUUGUCACUUGGUCGACUUCAUCCACAGCUUCAAUCCAACACCUUGCAGGUUGACAGUGAAUUUCCUCAAGAAGAUAUUGAACUGCUUGAAGCCAGGGGCCACCAAGUGGAUAAAGUCAAAGUGGUCUCCCUAGUUCACGGGGCCAGGAGAACCAACAGUUUCAUCAUUGGCCUGAAGGACCCCCGGAGCGUGGAUGCUGCAGGGGCCACGAUACUGUAGCAAC